Suillus bovinus is the source of this 1732-nucleotide messenger RNA. RefSeq names its product MFS general substrate transporter. Gene Ontology annotation, biological process: transmembrane transport. Bases 216 to 1559 code for a protein of 447 amino acids. Gene Ontology annotation, molecular function: transmembrane transporter activity. The record is from RefSeq and is a predicted model, not a curated record. The transcript is spliced from 14 exons. Gene Ontology annotation, cellular component: fungal-type vacuole membrane. NCBI's taxonomy places the organism in Eukaryota, Fungi, Basidiomycota, Agaricomycetes, Boletales, Suillaceae.
GGCACCGUGACCGUCGCCUUGAAUCUCCAGAUUUCAAGAAUUUCCGUCUUCACAAAUCUGUAUGAGAUCUGACCUCGUGUCAAGUUAACCAUGCCAGAACAGAAGAGCUCUUACGAUGUGAACCAACGUCCUAAAGUACUCCUCAUGACCACCCAUAACAGUUCUUUCAUCCCCUUUCUCCAGUACCAAUCAUAACUUCAGCUCCUCACAGCAGAAUGACUUUGACCCGUGACGAUAGCAAGUCCAACCUCGCCCUCACAAAGACCUGCAAUUCUGGUGGUGACACUCAACUUGCUGCUCAUGUCGAAAAGCUCCCUCAAGUUACAGGACCGCCUCCAUUCCCCGAAGGUGGCCUGCAAGCGUGGUUAACGGUUCUUGGUGGGUCCAUGAUCCUUUUUUGCACCUUCGGCGCCGUGCAGUCAUUUGGUGUAUACCAGGCAUACUACUCUUCCCACUACCUUUCGCAAUACGCCGCGAGUGAUAUCAGUUGGAUUGGUUCUCUGCAGACCUUCUUACUAUUUUUCGGAGGUUUACCCGCCGGAAAGCUGUUCGAUGAAGGCUACUUCCACCACUGCAUAGGAGCGGGGUCGCUCAUUUACCUGUUCUCGAUAUUCAUGUUGUCACUUGCCAAACCACAUCAAUACUAUCAAAUAUUCUUGGCACAAGGUGUUGGAAUGGGCAUUGGAAUGGGUCUUCUUUUCCUCCCCGCAAUAUCUGUCACAUCUCAUUACUUCCGGCGGCGACGUGCUGCUGCAAUGGGCGUAGUCUUGGCUGGCUCGUCGCUCGGUGCCGUCAUCUACUCCAUUAUGCUUACUAAUUUGUUCAAUGGUAGUGCUGGGUUUGGAUGGGGAGUGAGAGCAGCUGGUUUCAUCGAUCUAGGACUUCUUGGAACCGCAAAUUUGAUCAUGAAAACUCGUUUACCCAGUCGGAGGGAGCGUCCGGAUGCGAAACCAGUUGAUGUCAAAGCAAUUCUGUCCGACCUAGGAUUCUGGCUGUGUGUCAUUGGUGCCACCUUGACAUUCUGGGGCCUGUUUGUUCCAUUCUUCUACCUAGAAGUCUUUUCAGAGAAACACGGGCUUUCGAAGAACAUCGGUUUUUAUGCGAUUCCCAUUAUGAACGCUGCUUCAUUAUUCGGAAGGACAAUCCCGAACUUUUUGGGUGACGUCAUUGGGCCAUUUAACGUGAUGAUCCCAUGCACUGUCAUGUCCGGAGGGCUACUGUUUCUCAUUUUUGCAGCCACGGACCUUGGGGGUACCAUUGCCUUUAGUAUCUUGUAUGGGUUCUUCUCUGGUGGUUUCAUAUCCCUCACCACUCCCGCUGCUGCAUCGUUUUCGAGAGACCUUAAUGAAAUUGGCACUCGCAUAGGCAUAACUUCCUUUGUCAUUUCCUUCGCACUCCUCACAGGUAAUCCCAUCGCUGGUGCACUGGUGCAAGUCAACGGCUCUUACAUCUGGUAUAGACCACUUGUCUUUGCUUCUGUCGUCGUGCUGGGAGGCGCCGCCUGUCUUACUGCUGCACGAUCCAUUCUGUCUGAGCGCAAGAACACCAACAGGCUAUGAAAACGAUUCACACGCGAGGUCCCACGACGCCCUUCAUUAUACAACAUUUUGAGAACGAUUUUGACGACCAGACCACCUGACUUGUAUUAUAUGCGCCGCCAAGACCGGAUGGCAAUGACUUUAACAGACCUUCUCAAAUUCUUGUCUUCCAUGGCCGUAAUCAUGUCCGCCUA